CACCUGCCCUUCUCUGCUGCCACCAUGAUUCCUCCUCAGCUCCAUGUAACCCUUCCCUUUCGCUAAUGGAUCAUGAUAAGGAGAGGAACAUCGUUCACCGUGGCGCUGGGAACACUUGAUGGCCGCUGCUUGAUGUCACGCCUGCCAUCGCUCCUUCCCAUCACCACUAUGAACAUGAUCAGCAGCAGCAGCAGCAAUGUUGCUGGUUCAAACCCCAAAACCCUGCUACAGCUAACAACUACACUUCUUCAUAUCUUUGGUGGAGAGUGCUAGAAACCUUGGAUGGUUUUGAGGAGUAUGAUUGAUGGUGGUGAUGAAGAUGAUGAUUAUCGAUCGAUCGAUGAUGAGUAUGUGGAUGCCAGGUGGGCGGGAGCUUUAGGGUCUCCCAUAAAUCGGAUCCUCGUGACCUCAAACAACAGAGCAAAGGAAGAGACAUGAAUGAAAAUGAACACAGGUUGUGGAGAUUGAUCAGGAACCAGCUACAACUAGCCAGUAGCCCAAAAUCUCUGCAGAAUAAAACGCAGCGUUUGAUGUGGCAAAACUGCAAUUCUACGAGACUAUGAAGGGCUCGCAUGGAAGAUUGGACUCUCUGAGAAAACAAAACAAGAUAAGCCACGGAUUGCUAUUUGCUAGUCUCAGAGAGGAAGAGGUAGUAAGGUGGUUGUUUCUGUUACUGGUACCGCCGGCGCAGCUGCUUUAAAGCUCUACUCUUCAAUGGAGCUCACCCUUACAAAAUUUUCAUCAUUUCCUGCCUUCAGCAGAAGUAAGUCCUACAGAAGACCUAACCUCGACUUCCUUCCUGUAUUAGAGUGGUUGGCAACUAAGUAAUGGAGUGAGAUUUCAGCUAAUUGAUGAGCUGCCCCAUGGAUGGAAAUCGGGGAAAAAGCUCCCGGCUUUUAUUGCUUGCAGUAGGUUGUUUUUUUUUUCCUCUGCCGGUAGUUUAGAUGUGGGUUUACUUCCGUUUGUUGAAUACACCUUGGUGCUUUGGUUUAAUGUCUCACGCAGGGAAGGUGUUUGACAUAAUGCUUGGCAGAACAUUUUAUGACUGUUGUCACUUCGCUGCUGUGGGGUUAUCUACAUUAAAUCUCAUGAACUGUUUCCCUUGAAAGCUCUGGGCGUAUUGCUCUGUAACAUGAGUUGGGUUCUACUCUAUGGAAUUCCAAACUAGCAGUGAAGUGGGUUUUCCAUUUUAUUCUUGUUUGAGUGAUGGUGUAUAUUUCCCAUAAAUCCUCAACUUCUUUUUCAUCAGUUGGGGUUGGGUUGUUGCUACGGUUUUCGUUUCGUCAAGGUUUUGGUGAAGAGGUGGAACUCUGAACUUAUCAUUUUUGUUGAAGGUCUGUUUUGGGUUUUUCAUUCUUGCCAUUUACACCUUUAGGACUGGAAACUGAUUCCAAGUAGUUUAAACAACCUGUAUUGAUAUGUCCAACUUUGAUGCUAGUAAGUACAGCUGGCGCCAUUGUGUAAGUAUAGUUGUUUUACUUCCAGCGAAUAGCAUCACGUUUAGCAGUCUUCUGGUUUCUAUUGUAAUGAUAGUUUGGGUUGAGUAAUUUGCUACUGUUGUGUUGUCUUGGUCAUGAAAUGAAGCCUAUUAAGUUAUUUUCUCUACUAUGCAUUAUGCUAUGCACUGGUCAAACUUCUUACUUUUACAUUUGUGAAGCAAGUAGGGAUUCCAUGUCCAGAGUUUGGAAUGCACAAGAUUCCUCUGCUGGCUGCUUCUCAAUCGACAUGACUUUUCAAAAUCAGAGGAGAAGAAAACUAUCCACAGUACCCUGUGCUCUUGUGGAAACAGCUGCUUCCGUGGCAAUUGCGGCUACUGUUGUAGGUGCAGCAGCGACCCUGCUCGUCAAUAGAAACAAAGCCGCUGCUGAAGCAAAUGAGAUUCCAUUGAUAACAUGCGAAGCAUGUGGUGGUUCUGGGAUAUGUCCUGAAUGCAAAGGUGAAGGCUUUGUGCUGAAGAGACUGUCGGAUGAGAAUGCCGAUAAAGCAAGAAAGAGCGCCAAGAACAUGGCCACUCGCUACACUGCAGGGCUUCCGAAGAAAUGGAGCUACUGUACCAAGUGCUCUUCUUCCCGAUCCUGCACCACCUGCGAAGGGCGUGGCAAAUUGAGCUACUAGUGUUUGUUCCUUCUGUCAUCUUGUGAUGGAUAUGUGUGUAAAUCCAGGUUCACAUUUGCGGUACAUAACUAAGCAUGUAUACAAAUCGAGCUACUGGUUUUUGUAUCCAGUUCUUGAAGACCCUAGCGAAUAUUUUCCUCUCAAUCACAGGCAACUUCUCACUGGUUGUCUAGGCUUGAACAAUCCAACUCAACUAAGGAGAUUGUUUGUACUAUACAUCGGAUCGAAACAGGUGGUGAAAUUGCUAAAUCAUUGAAGCAUAUAUGCUUCUGACCCCUCAUUUUAGGUACAUGGAAAUGUAGUGGGCUUAUACUGUUUAUGGGCCUGUAUACCGAGGAGAUAUGGGCUAAGACGUAUGUGUGCUUUGAGUGGAUCCGCAUCUCUGGCCCAAUGUUAUAUGAGGAGAGGGAGGAGAUUCCUCAUUCCAAUUUCCAAGUAGGCAAGUGCCAAGUACUGUUUUACUUUUUUUUUUGUUUUUUUUUUGUCAAAAGAUAGUAUAUAUUACUUCCAUCAAAACAGAUAGUUACAUUCUGGAAAACAGCCAGGCUCUGAAAUCAAACAAACGAUUCCCAUUCGGGUACAAAGAGAGGGCUUUUCUAGCUACCGAAUGAGCUACUCUAUUGUUAUCCCGACCUACAAACCGCACACUAAACCCCGGAUGGGCAGCAAAAUAUUGACAAAUUUCUUCCAGGACCGCCCCCAAGUGAUUGUCACGCGAAUCGGCUUGAUUAAUCUUGUCAAUAAUGACCUUCGCAUCCCCCUCGAACCGAACUUCGGACAACCCCCACUCUAAACACCAAGUAAUAGCCUCACGCAGCACAAGCAGCUCCACCACCAUCGGGUCAUCCAAUUGUGCAAAUUGCACUCCUUUAGCCCGAAUGACCGCCCCUCCCGGAUCACAAAGGACCAUCCCACCAGCCGAGUGUGACCCUCCCCUAGUUGCCCCAUCCCACAUGCAAACCAACCGAGAGUCAUCCACAGGGGUCUGGACCACUGGGAAAGACCUCCUUGGCUUCUGGUCAACCGACAGCCCCACCCACUCCUCAAAUUGCUGGUGAAAUUGGCGCAUCAAAGCCGGAAUCCCAAACUGUUUGCCCUCAAAGACAACCCAAUUUCGCGAUCGCCAGAUCCGCCAGAGGAUGGCCACCACCGCCAUAAAUAGCGACGGAUCAUGGACAAGGGAAAGCAUCCGCUUUAGAAACAGAGGAAACGUGUGCCGAGGCAAAGCCUCCCCUAAAUAAUCCAACCCCGAAUAGUCCCAGAGGGCCCGUGCCACCGGGCAGUAGAGAAACAAGUGCUCCAACGUCUCGGGCCCUUCCCAGCAAACCGGGCACCGAAGUAGCACAGGGACCUCCUUCUCAAUGAGUAGGGAUGGCAAUGGGUCGGGUUGGGGCGGGUUUUGUCAAACCCAAACCCAUGGGUUUAUCCGCCCAAAAAACCCAGGGUAAAACCCGUUGGGUUUGAAAAACUCAAACCCAACCCAACCCGCUGGGUAUCCGCGGGUUCAUGGGUACCCGUGGGUUUUUGCGGUAAAAAAUUUACAACAACAAGUUUCUUUCAAAAUAAAAGUUUAACAUCAAUUUUCUCAUAUAAAUUAAUCAUACAAAAAAACACCAAUCUAGAGCAUACAAGCAAACCGCAAAUGAUCAAUACAAAUUGUUCAAAAUU
Messenger RNA from Linum trigynum, 3783 nucleotides. Lineage: Eukaryota; Viridiplantae; Streptophyta; Magnoliopsida; Malpighiales; Linaceae. The record is from the annotation of a GenBank genome assembly.